AGCUGCGUGACAUUUCGUGGCAUGCUGAUGUGGUUCUCACGACAGUUUGGUGUUAUGAAGCAGUGUGCUGCAACGUGUUUGUUGAUGGCGAUGUUGUCGCUUUGGACGUGUGAGCCAACUUUUGCCAUGACGCGUCCAAACAUCGUGCUUCUUGUUGUCGACGACUUGGGCUGGAAUGACGUCAGCUUGCACGAGUCUACACAAAUAAAGACACCCAACCUUGAUGUGAUGGCCAGUGACGGCGUCAUACUGAACAACUACUACGUCACUCCUCUUUGCACUCCUUCAAGGGCAGCUCUCCUGACGGGGAAGUACCCGAUUCGCUUAGGCCUUCAGCACGAUGAAAUACGGGCAGCAGAGCCGUUCGGACUCCCACUGGAAUUCAAGCUGCUACCACAGUACCUGAAGGAACUGGGCUAUGAAACACAUGCUGUGGGAAAGUGGCACCUUGGACACAUGACUGCUAAUUACACACCAACGUACCGGGGCUUUGAUAGCCACUACGGCCCUUACACGGAUCACCAAGAUUACUCGGACCAUACCUCGUUCUCGAUGUUCAGCACGGACAAUGACACAUGGACAGGAUGGGGCCUCGACAUGUGGGACAACCUGAAUCCGGACCAGGAGUCCUCCGGGAAAUACGCUACCAGCCUUUUCACGGAAAAGGCUAUCGAAGUGCUCAAGAAGAGAAACCAAAACCGGCCCAUAUUCCUGUACUUGUGCUACUCUGCCGUGCACGUCGGAAAUUCUUACUCUCUGCUCGAAGCUCCCGAAGAAGACCUGCGCAAGCACAGUCACAUUAUGAAUCUGAAGCGGAGGUCUUACGCAGCCAUGGUGUCAGCCCUGGACGACAGCAUCGGCGAGAUAAUGAAGGCGCUGCUCUUCACCAACGCCAUCAAGGACACCAUCCUGGUGGUGACCACGGACAACGGAGCCGCCGCCGGAGGCGUCGACGGCAGCGCGGGCUCCAACUGGCCCCUGCGUGGCACCAAGGGCACGCUCUGGGAAGGAGGCAUUCGGGCAGUCGGCUUCGUCUGGAGCACCUUCAUCAAGAGGCCGCACGUGGCGCACCAACUGAUGCACAUCACCGAUUGGCUGCCAACGCUGUACGCCGCCGCCGGAGGCAAAGUGGACGACCUCGGGGAGAUCGACGGCCACAACAUGUGGGACACGCUGAUAGCGGACAACGUGUCGCCACGAAGCGAGAUCUUGAUCAACAUAGACCCGGUGUGGAACACGUCGGCCUUCCGAUACCACGGCUACAAGCUGGUCCAGGGCUCGUUGGCCAGGGGACGCUACGACGGAUGGUACAGACCCACAGAACCAGGAGGACAGCCAGUCAACAUGAACCGAAUACGCUCUCAGUUCUUCCACGCUGCGACGCCAUUCAACGCCAAGUGUGCGGCGGCGCGCACCAUUCGAGCGAUGGGUCGGCCGAUGCCGACACAGCGUCCGGACGAGCUGUUCGUCGUUUGCGGCCACAACAACGGCACGUCGUGCUAUCCCAUGUGGCAGCCGUGCCUGUUCAACAUCGACUCUGAUCCCUGCGAGCGCGACAACAUCGCCAAAGAGCACCCAGACAUCGUGGAUUUCCUGCAGUUGAGAAUGAAGCAGUACAGGAAGAAGAUGGUUCCUCCCCUCAACCAGCCGGCCACCCGAAAGGCUGACCCAAGAAAUUUCAAUUACACGUGGGCUCCGUUUAUGUAA
This is a messenger RNA of Rhipicephalus microplus (southern cattle tick), 1707 nucleotides long. RefSeq names its product arylsulfatase B. The record is from RefSeq and is a predicted model, not a curated record. Gene Ontology annotation, molecular function: sulfuric ester hydrolase activity. Lineage: Eukaryota; Metazoa; Arthropoda; Arachnida; Ixodida; Ixodidae.